AUGGCGGCUGGCCAGAAUGUUCCAAAGCUGGGCGGCUAUGAUUUCGAGUUUACAAGUGAAGUUCCUAACGAUUUUGAAUGUCCCGUGUGUCAGUUAACAAUAAAAGAUCCCAUACAGAUUAUAGGAUGUGGCCACAGACUUUGUAAGAUCUGCUCAGAGAGCUUGUUGAGGAGCCAUUCUCCGAAAUGUCCAAUUGACAGAGAACCCCUGUCGCGUGAGAAGAUAUUUCCAGAUUCCGCUUGUCAUCGUAAAAUUCUGGAUCUUACUGUUAAAUGUCCUCACGUCGGCUGUCCUUGGACGGGAGAACUUCGUGCUGUGCAGAAACAUCAGGAGCAAUGCCUGUUCAAAAUGGUGGAGUGUCCAAAUACAGGAUGUAAAGAGAAGCUCACCAGGCGAGAUAUGAACAAUCACAAGAAAAGGGAAUGUAUCUGGAGGACUGACAGUUGUGAAUAUUGUCAAGGAUCCUAUAUCGUAAAAAACAGGCAGCAUCAUCAUAGCGUUUGUCGAAAGUUUCCAGUUAAAUGUACCAACAAUUGUACUCUGGAGAAUAUUCCACGAGGAAAGCUGGUGGCUCACAUUCGUGAUGACUGUCUUUUAACUGAAAUUCAUUGUAAAUACAAGAACUUAGGAUGCCAAGAAGUGUUUCAAAGAGUUAGAACCAAAUCUCACUUGGAAUCACACCUGGAAAGCCACUUGAACUUAGCUCUUUGCAGUCUUGAGAUCAUUCAGAAUCAGGUUAAAGAGCAGUCGAAGCAGAUUGAGAGAUUGACGUCUACCUUCAACGAUCAGAUAGACAGUUUGAUGGCCAAAAAUGUAGAACAAUCACAGCAGUUGAAUGAUCAGUCGCAGCAGAUAGACAGAUUGAUGGCCAAAAAUGUACAACAGUCACAGCAAUUGAAUGAUCAAUCACAGCAGAUAGCCAGUUUAAUGUUCACUGUGCAGGGUCUGGUGCAGCAGAGGGGAAGACUGAAGGGCCACUAUCAAUAUCAAGCUAUACAAGUGAAGAAAACGACCGACGAAGCCAUUGGCGGACCAAACCAGAAAGGGGCAACUAAUGUCAGGGUUCAAGGGGGUGAUACUAUGAAGCAGGACUUCAAGCCUAAAUCAACCAAAGCUAUCGAAGUAGGUAUGAAGGUAUUGUUCAACCUUUUCCCUUAUGAAUAUCGAGGAACAGUCAAGUACGUCGGAUUUGUACCUGAACUAAAUGGAUAUCGUGUCGGCGUAGAGGUGGAUCCAGAUCAACCUGAAGUGUUUUGCUUCAGCGGUAACGACGGAACAAUGCAUGGAAAAAGAUACUUUACCUG
Molecule: messenger RNA, 1304 nt
Organism: Stylophora pistillata
Lineage: Eukaryota; Metazoa; Cnidaria; Anthozoa; Scleractinia; Pocilloporidae
Product: TNF receptor-associated factor 5
Biological process (GO): regulation of canonical NF-kappaB signal transduction
Cellular component (GO): plasma membrane signaling receptor complex
Molecular function (GO): zinc ion binding
Source: RefSeq, a predicted model, not a curated record